Molecule: messenger RNA, 762 nt
Organism: Erigeron canadensis
Lineage: Eukaryota; Viridiplantae; Streptophyta; Magnoliopsida; Asterales; Asteraceae
Product: secreted RxLR effector protein 161-like
Exons: 1
Coding region: 1-762 (253 amino acids)
Source: RefSeq, a predicted model, not a curated record
AUGUGGGAAGGUAACUCAGUUAACAAUCCUAUUGUCCCAGGUACUAUCCUCACCAAGUUUGGAGUAGGGGAGGAGGUUGACUCAACCACAUAUAAAAGGUUAAUUGGAAGCUUGAUGUAUUUGACAGUAACACGACCUGAUGUGAUGUAUGUGGUUAGUUUGUUGUCGAGGUUUAUUGCAAACCCAAGAAAGGAACACAUGAUGGCUGCAAAACGAGUUCUAAGGUACCUAAAAGGCACAUAUAAUUAUGGAUUAAUAUAUGAAAGGCAUUCUGUUAACAAACUCGCAGCAUACACGAACAAUGAUUAUGCAAGGGAUGUUGAAGAUCAGCGAUGUACUUCGGGAUAUAUAUGCAUGUUCAGCAAGGCUGCAAUAUGCUGGAGUUCAUGUAAACAAGAAAUUGUUACUUUAUCUUCGACGGAGGCGGAGUAUGUGGUUGCCACUUCUUGUGCGUGUCAUUGUGUUUGGCUGAAGGGUCUGCUGGAAGAUUUGGGAGAAAAGAUAAGUGGACCUUUGGAAGUAUUAUGCGACAACAGUUCAAGUAUCAAGCUGUCAAAGAACCCAGUAAUGCAUCGAAGAACAAAGCAUAUUGAUGUUCGUUUCCACUACUUAAGAGAUCUGGUGAAUCAGGAUGUUGUGAAGCUUAAAUUUUGUAAGACUGAAGAUCAACUAGCUGAUGUUAUGACCAAACCUAUAAAGCUUGCUACUUUUGUUCAAAUGAGAGAAUGGAUGGGAGUUCAAGAGAUUAAACCAGAAGAAUGA